Aspergillus novofumigatus IBT 16806 is the source of this 1388-nucleotide messenger RNA. RefSeq lists its product as uncharacterized. The record is from RefSeq and is a predicted model, not a curated record. The transcript has a single exon. The coding region runs from base 315 to 1379 and encodes 354 amino acids. NCBI's taxonomy places the organism in Eukaryota, Fungi, Ascomycota, Eurotiomycetes, Eurotiales, Aspergillaceae.
GUCCGUGGUCGGAUGGCGUCCGACUCGCCCUGGGUCAACAGACUAGACACCUCGUAUUCUAGUGGCCGGCGUCAGCCAUUUCACAGUCCGCACCCCUUUUACGCACUUGUCAUGAUUGACAUUCAAGCCCCGUGCUCAAUUGGAAGAGGAGUCGAUGAUUCCGAUCUUUUGCCCGACCAAACGUUGUUCUUGGCUACGCCUCCCUCCGUCAAUCUCAAUGAAACCGUUAGGGGGUUAAAUUUAUGUAAGAGAUGGCGACGCUGUACUGAACCUGCGCAGACGCCAUGCUCUCAAAAUGCAAGCGAUGGCGAAAAAUGCCGUCAUCUCCAGAAGCUCCCCAGCAGGGCAGCAUAUCUACCUACCAUCUCUACCCAGAAAAUGAGCACAGCAUCCUGAUCUCACCACACCAACUUCCCAUCAAACCGAGGAAACGACGCAAGUUCUUCAAGGAAAACCCCGAAGUUGCAACAGAUCCAAAUGGCUUCUUCGUCCACAAACCCUACAUCUCGUUCCACCGGCCGCCGCGAACCCUGCGGCAAGGCAGUAGCAAGCAGGGAACCCCAAUCUGUCUCAUCCACAACUCCGUCUUCUGGAAACUAUGGAACCUCCAAUUCGGGGAGGAUAUGGUCGCAGCGAUUGACCCAAGAGGCGCAGUGAGCUGGAACCGACGAAGCAACCCCGACAACCGCGUUGACAACGGCGACGAUCUCGCGUUGAAGGGCUACAAGGUGCGCACGUGGCGACUCUGGCGCGAAACGGGAAAGCAGUACCAUCGCGACGUGAACGCGAAGCGGAAGCAGAAGAAAAAGGAAACGAAGGCCAAGGCCAACAAAGAAGAUGCGCAGCAGGCAGUUGGUCAUUCCGACAGUGAUCCCGAUCCAGAUGAGGGUCAUCUACCGGCGCGCGCCGACGAAGCGCUGGCGCUAUGUUGGAUCGCACCACUAUCGACGCGCACUCGGUGUUACCAGUGGAAGAACGCCGGGGUUGAUCUCGCCUGGAAGGGCACGAGGGAUCUCCCCGAGGAACUCAAGUGGUCGAAGCGCUACUUGCCAUGGCAUCACCUUAAACUGACCGCUCGAGUCCCAUCUUCUUCUGAUCAUAGCCAAGGAGAAGCGGUGCUUGCUCACUAUUUCAGCGGCGUCGAGAAGAAAAAGUACGGUAUUUUGGUCAUCUACAAGGCAGAGGUAUCCAGGGUUUUCGGACACACGCCAAAUGCAUAUGUAGGAGACACUUAUGAUUAUGACAGCUCCCUCAGCAAAGCCCAUGAAGCCAUUGUGGCAACUGCAGUUUGCAUGGUUGUCGGGGAGCAGCAGAAAAGGAAUGUUGUAUAUGCGAUCUUCAAAGCAAUCAGAAAGGCAGCCGAGGACGGGGGAGGUUAGAGUUAGUAG